AUUCACUAACUUGAUCCUUCUUUUUGCAUUAUCCUAUCGAUCCUAUCCCUUCCUCUUCCUGUUUAGUCGUCAACAACACGUAGCCCUCCCCAUUAAUACCGCACCAAUAACUAUAAUAAUUAGAGGUCUUUGUCGAUGUCCUUUGGAAACUCCACACGACCGUCCUCAUACCUGAACCGGCCUCUUCCAGGUCUUCCACCAUCUGCACUCCAUCGCUCACAGCACCAUCCGCAACAGCAUCAGCAACAGCAUCAGUCGUAUCGCGCCAGCCUACUUGAUCAGGACACAGAUCAGACUGACCCGGUCUAUGUAUCGACACGUGUAUGUCGCAGUGUCGACCUGGCAGCCCACGGGGCUGUCGCCUUUUUGAGCGUUUACGCAUUCGGCUCCAUCGUCUAUACUCUACAAUUUCAGUCCACCCAUGGUCACCCGACGCUGUCGGCAGUAUUUCUGUUUUUGGUCUCGGGUGUUUCGUUCGUGGUAACUGCCAUAUACAUGAUUUUGGCAUGGUGGACCCGAACCCCUGGUGGCAUUGAGCAGGUCAGGAACCGCCUGGAUGGAGAAAAUACUAGGGAGAAAUCACCGCCGGCGCACGCAUCCUGGGCAGUGCUCAUGUCUGUGUUUAUGGUUACGCCUCGACAUCGCUUAGGGAUCCAGGGCGCACUGAUGGGUCUUUGUAUUUUGGCUGCAGUCUGGCAGGGAUACAAAAUUCGGAAUUCUGACAGUUGUACGACAGUACCUGAAGAGUAUCGCCAAUUCUGCUCCACGACCAAGGCCGCGGUGGUGACGAUGUAUCUGGCAGCAUUGAAUUGGGUGGUCUGGCUCGGUUGGUGGUCAUAUAAAUGCAUCUACAAGGUCAGACAGGAUGAACGCGUGGAGGCACAGACUACAGAGGAGGGACAACGCAGUGAGAUCAUGAUCUCUAUGCCCGAUGAAAGCCGUAGCGAUGGCGAUAUGAAGGAGGCUUACAUAGGUGUCGGAACCGGCAUUGCGGAAGUUAGUGUAGCUAUGACUCCAUCCCAAAGGCAGCACCCAACCGAGCAGAACCGACAUUGUCAGCACCAGAUUCAGGAACAUCUUCCCCCGCAACAAGUACAACAAGGCGCGCCAUCGCAAGCUCAGCUACAGUCGUCCCAGGACUCUCAACGCCGACCUGUUACAGAAGCCGCCAAUGAUCCUGUGGACUCAGCCAGCAUCAACUCUCUUGGAUUGGGGAUUGAUAUCUGCACAAAGAGUUUUAUGGAAGGCUUCGACAAGCUUCUCCCCACGACAGAGGACACAGAAAACGGAACUAGCGACAACAGAAGCUUCAACCCCAGUAACACAAGCCUCGAUCAGCCCACCGCCAGUUCUAGUACUAGCAAUCUACCCUCCAAAUAUGUUAACUCCGGUCAUGGUAGCCUCAAUAGACUCCACCCGAAAAGCGCCAGUAUUCAUGAUAUUCACGACCUCAACUAUGACAGGGAUAUCGGCACCGCACCAAAUAGCGCACAGCAGAGAGGGCGCAGCAAUAGCGUCUCCAGUAGCUGCAACCAGAGUAUUAGCGGUCAUAGCACAAGGACUCUCAGCAGCCACGACAGGUUGCGCGACCAUGCCAAGAUCUUCCGUAUGCCCCGAUCCAGAAGCGGCAGCAUUAACGACAUCCACAGUUGCCGUGGUACCCCCAUGAUCCCCUCAACCUCGGCCGCUUCACUUAGCCGCUUGAAUGGCAAUAGACUCUUUUCACCUAAUGUCUCAACACCUACGACGCCUCUUUCGCGCCGUGAGAUGGGAUACAUGGGUGCACACACGAUCAAAGCCCUCAACAGUGGUGGCGGUACGCGCACAGUUUCAAUGGGCCACAUCGCUGCCUUCAAUAGCCUGAGCUGCGGUACCAGCACGAUGCCCUCCUCCGUGGCAGGAUCUGCAGCGCCUUCUGUACACGGCUCGCCUCUGCUGGGGUCUAUGGAUGCCUCAGAAACUCCAAGGAGCUACCGUUCAAUGUCUAGUUUCUUCGGCCCUGGUCCCCUAGGAAACCUCUAUCCUCAGACACCAGCUGAAGCAGAGGCUGCAGAACAAAGCAUGGAUGAGCACUUGAAGUCGGUUCGUCGUCGGUCUUUUGCUGCCAAGACUAGGAACCGUUCGCCCGGUAAUGGGGCGACCGACUCUUUUUCUAUGAGGCCACAGGAACCAACCUCGCUCACAGACGCCAUGUUUUCCCCGACUGUCUCCUCUACGCCCAUGACACUCCCACAUGGCACCUUCCGGACUUCGUUCUCUUCGCCGAACCUGCCCUCCUACCGGCGAAGAUCUUCCUUGGGUUUCAAAUCGGUCCUGAACACUAUUGUCCCUUUGCCUAGGGGCUCGGAUAGGUCGUCCAUUUCUUCCUGCUCUUCCGAUUCAGAGGCCUCCUCCCCUCGUUCGAUCACAUCUCCAGUUGACUCUAAUGAGUCCUCCUUCAGGUCACAAAGGCAAGAACAAACCGUCUCUGCACAUGAGCUGCUUCGUACGGCAUAUGGUGAUCUGUACCCGAACCUGCCGCGCUCUGCUUCUGAGCUGACGAUGACGAAUUCGGGUGUUGGAGACACUUCAGGGUAUAUCAUGUCGCCUUAUUCUACACCCGGUGUACUCCGAUCCAACCAGACCAUGCUCUCCGUGCCAGGAUCAGGGUCAGGACGGCCCCGCUCAUUUUCUGUGUCAUCUGCUUCGUCGACAAAGACGAGUUCAAGCGACUCGACUAUAUAUUCAAAUACAUCGGCCAACUCAAAUCUAACGAGAUUUUCUUGGACUGACAGCAAACUAUCCCCACGGGUCACUGAUGCUGUUAUAAGCCCACAAAAAUUCAUCCACAGGGCCUUAGUCGGUAACCAUCAAACAGAUAUGCAGGCACAAUAGCCAGUACCAUUCGUCAGAAACUGCUCUAUGAAGGCAAAGCUAUGAAGAUUUGUUA
This is a messenger RNA of Gamsiella multidivaricata, 2929 nucleotides long. RefSeq lists its product as uncharacterized. The record is from RefSeq and is a predicted model, not a curated record. Lineage: Eukaryota; Fungi; Mortierellomycota; Mortierellomycetes; Mortierellales; Mortierellaceae. The transcript is spliced from 2 exons. The coding region runs from base 136 to 2874 and encodes 912 amino acids.